AUGAGCGGUGAACAACUCGACGUGGGCCAGCAUCCCUCGGAUAGUAAUGUUGACAUUGACUGGGUGACUCUUGCUGAACUUCCUUUUGAUGAGUGGGAGCGUGCACAGCACAUUCCUGCUCUCAAUACAUGGAUUCAGAGAGCGUCCAAAAUGACGUGGAACGUGGAUGAUGAACAUUUUUCCCUGCCACACUACACAAUCGCUAUUAUUCGUUUGCUGCGUCUAAUUUCGGUUGAUUCUCAGCGCAGUUUAGAACGCCUUCAACGAGAAAAGGAGGAGCUUGAGCGUGCUGUGUCUGCCGCUCGGGAUGCCGAGGAGGCUUUUCGGGCUCAUGUAGAGCUACUGCAGAGGGAAAAUAGUGAGCUUCGCGUGGUAACUAAGAAGCGGUUUACCGAGGGUGAGGCAAGAGAAUCAGAUUAUCCUCUUAAUCGAGACUCCGGAGCAGAAAGGAUGCGUACCAAAGAAAAAUUGGAGAGGUCUGCACAAGAAUUGGCUCGUUUGAAACAAGAAAACAAUGAACUAUGUCAUGCCGUUAAACAUUUGAAUGCAGAAAAGCAGCACAUUCUUAGUGAGGAUAAAAAGUUUCGUCUCGAAUAUGAGCAUCUUGCCGCAAAACACAAGCGGCUUAUAGAAAGUGCUAAAAAGACCGAUGAGAUGUUGCGGGAAUUUCAGCGUUCAGAAAAGGCGAGGGAACGAGAUGAUGAAAGUGAACUGCAUCGACUGCGUCGUAAAGUGCGAACUCUUCAGCAGGAAAAUUGCGAGCUGCUUCAGUCACGUGACCGUGCUGAGGAGCUUUGUGAAAGGCGGGAGGCAGAAGCAUUACGUGACAUGUCGGAGCUGCAGCAGCUGCACCAUGAUAUCGUGGAGGAAGAAAAGCAACGUUCCCAAGGCUUAGCGAUGGAGUUGCAAAAAGUCCGCCAUGAGAGUCAAAGGCGCAUGGAAGAAACCGUUCAGGGACUUAAACAGUCGUUAAAUGAAUUGGAGAAAGAAAAUUGCACUAUGCGAAAACGGUUAGAACGACGCUUCGUGGUAGGGCAUCCCUCUAAGCGUGACACCACUGAGCACAGCGCGGCCGUUGAGCAAAAUUCAUUAUCUAGCAGCGCAAGUGUGUCGUCUUUAUUACCAAACGGCUCUCCUUAUUCUAAACUUGAGUCCGACAACUGCACCCGACAAAAGUUGUUGGCAGACCGACAGCGACUGCAACAAGAGAAUGAUCGACUCACAGCGGAGUUGCAACAGGUGGAAAUUCGAGCUGAAUCGCAAGAUGCGGAAAUUAUCAAAAUUCAACAUCUUUUGAAGGAGUACGAGCGCGGUGAUGAAGGGCUUCAUCGCCUGCGCGGCGACUUGGCUGAGUCUAACCGAUCCAUAGAGCUUCUUCAAGAUGAAAAUGUACAACUGCGCGAGCGACUUAACGCAAUGGAGGAUACUUUAACCUUUUCUACUGCCCUCCAGGAGUUGUGUAUCCGCAUUGGCGUUACACAAGAGGAAAUUGAUCGUCUUCGGCCAAAUAACACACCACUCUUUAGUGAGGUGGAGACGCUACGCGAAGAGGUCACUAUCUUAAAGGAUGAGGUGGAGUGGCUGGAAAAGGAGCGUCGGCAUUGGAUGGACAAGGUUCGUUUGCAGCCGCUUCUUGACACAAAGCUUCGGCUUGAGUUGGGCCUUUCACCGGAACAGCUGAAGCAGCUGGAUCACAUGGUAGAUCAGAUGAGGUCAGGAAGACUCAUUGUUGAAGAGGACGGGGAGGACAAUUACAAGGAAAGGUACUUUCACGAACUCCAGCUUCGGCGAAAGGAGAUGGAGCAUUUUAACGACUUUGUCCGCCACCGAAUUGAGGAGGCGCUGCAAGACGCGCUUGGAAAAAUUGAUAUGAACUCGGCCUCUGACGCAGCUUUAGCGCUGCAUGCUCUGCGGGAGCGUUUUGACUUCAUCACUGCCCGUCCACUAAUGGACUCGACAGAAGAGCCUUCAUUAGAUGCCACACAGUUGCGUAUGCAGCUUCGAAGUGCAGCCCAACUUCUGGAGCAGUCGGAGCUUACUAUAAAGGAUGAUGCCGCCUCUCGAGCGAUGCUGCGUGAACAAUUGGCAGCUGUCACAGCAGAGCGAGACAUGUUGAUGGAAGAAAGAGAUAGAUACCGUACCGCAGUUUUUGAGGCACUAGGGAUUACACCGUCCUCUGUACCCACUGUUGAAAAAUAUGAAUUAAAUGCGGAAAAUUUGGCGUCACCUUCGGAGCCCGCUCCUGUUUCAGGGGUUGCCAUUGAAGUCCCCCCGCCACUGGCGUUGACUGAAACGCAAAAUGAUGUGGCUGCCCCGCGGCGUCUCCCCUUUGGCUCUAUCUCACGCACUUUUGAGGAACAACUGCGGGCAAAGGACGAGCUCAUUGCUUCCCUCAAAGCCGCCAUUGAGGCGACGAAGGAGGAGGUGACGCAGCACCAGGCGGCGGAAAUGAAAGCCACAGAGCGACUCUCAGAGGCGUGUGCGGUGCAGGAGGACCUCCGGAAUCAGGUCACUGCCUUGCAGCAAAUAAACGAGGAACUUGGCGGAAAACUGGAGGAGAGAACGAAGGUGCUGAAGGACCUUCAGGAAACGGUGCAUCACCUCGAGUCUGACAGCACCCGUCAACUUCUUCAGAAGGUAGUUGUUCUGCGACAACGUGAAGGCAAAUUAUUAGAGCGUUUGCGUCGUGUGCGAGAGACACAAGAAGAGGCGGUGCGGUCAGAGCAGACGAUGCGGGAAUAUGUCAAUACCACCUUCAAGUCGCUGAAGGAGGCGUUGGAGGAUACUUCUACCGGUUUUGUUCUCCCACGUUCUUCCAGCGUGAUAUGCGUCGAGAAGGACCUUAUUGACGACGUUUGGCAGCGGCUUGACGGGGUGUUGCGAGGAAAACUCUUUAAGGAGGACUCUGCGUACCUCCUUCAGCUGUGCCAGGUCUACCGCAACGUCGAGCACACGGAACAACUGAACACCUUAAGAGUCGAUGAGAAACGUCGACAAAAGCUGGUAGAAGAAAUGACAUUGGAAAUAAAUGAAUUGCGCACCGAGUUGGAGAGCCUCCGGAAAGUGCAUGGCACGAUUCCAGGGACGCAGGGUGGUGACGCCUCGCUGGCCGCAAAGUGGGAAACGGAGGCCACCACGUGGCGUCAGAAAUGUAGUCUCUACAUGAAGCGUUGCGAGGACAGGGAGCGAGAGGUGUCCACACUUGAGGCCGAAAUUGGCGAGGCCCGGGCGGAGUUGGCGUUGUUGCAGGAACACCUGCACGGCAACAGUUGCGGCAGUGAAGCCGGUACGAUUCAUUGUGUCACACGGUCGGUAGAAGUUCCUCCGCAGCCACAGCCACAACAACAACAAGAGGAGGAAGAAGGGUCACCACCGCAAGCGCCAGAGCAACCACAACAACAACAACAAUUGCAGCUCCAGAAGAAACCUGAAAUGAAACGAGUUGCCCGCGGCAUCACGGCGGAUAGCAACGUGCGGCAGCUAGAACGCGAUGUUGCUCGUCUGAAGUCUAUCAAUUUGGGGCUCUUGCAUCACUCUCUCGAUUUACAAGGAGAAUACAAGCGUAUUGAGAUUCAGCUGGAGGCUGCAAAGCAGGAGCUCUCGCUGGUGCGAGAUGCGGGAGAUUCGCGAAAAGUGAGCGAGUUUGUCUCCGCUGCCAUUCAGCAACACGCAGCGUUGCGCCGGCAGAGUGAGUUGGCAUUGCUUCGAGCAAAACGGUCUCGAAUGCAGCUCACUGCCACAGAGGCCAAUCUGCGUGUAGCUAUGAAGGAGGCUACCUCAUACAGGCUUAGUGCAUUUCGCCUUUACCGGACUUAUGUUUCACAGAUGGUCUCAGUUUUGGACUAUGUUCGUGGCCUGCAGCGAGGCAUUAAAGGGGCCAUGUCCCCGCAUCGUGUGGCGAUGAUGCACCAACGUUUUCUUAACGCCAUGGCGGAUAUUGAGCGCAGCCAGACUCAGCAACAUGAGAUGGCGGCAAGGCUCGUUGAGAGUGGCGGAAUGGUGAGUCUUCUGCAGCAGCAAUUGGAGCUUCUCAAGAACAAGGAUACCGAGGAGCGCGAGGAUGUACUCCACGCCAAAUUGUUGUCGUCACUUGCUGCGGUUCGCGAGAAGGACAUGCGGCUUGUAGAGCUGCAGGAGGAUUAUCAGUACGUGCAGCAAAAGUUGAAAAGGGCGGAGUCGCACAUACAGCAGUUGACCGAGGAAUUGACCCGGCUGGAGUUGCGGGCAACAGGUGGUGUCUCACUUAAUGAAGACAUCUUGCAGCGGCUCUUGCAAUUAAAAGAAACGGUCUUUGCAAAGGCGGAGUCGCCGGCGCUUGUUAUGCAAUCAAGUGGAGGUGAACUGCGUGACAUGGAAGAGAGGGACACCGAUGCCGCAAUUCGAGAGUACAAAACGGCUCUUGACAAACAGGCUGAAUUGACACGGGAAUGUGGCUCACUUAAGAAGCGACUGGAUGGCGAAGUCGCGGAAGCCCAGAAAGCCCGUGCUGAGGCAGAGUCCAUGAAGGAGGAAAUGAGUCGCCUGCAAGGACGUCUGCAGUACACGCAGCGGCAGUUGGAAGAAGAGCGUCAAAAAGCUGAGGAGCGCGAGCGGCGAAUUGUACGAUCCCACGAGGCGCAAGCUGAAGUAACGCGUCGUGCCGCAGAGCACAACAGUCAUUGCCUUCGGGACAUGUUGCAGAAUAAGGAAGCGUGUAUAAAACAACUUCAGGACCAGCUGCAAGUGGAGCGAAGGAAGUAUCUUGAAUACCAGCUUGAGGAAUCCUCACGCAUGGAGCGAUUACACGAUCAUCUUUUUAAAGAGAAUAAUGCCAUGAUGGAGCGCUUCCGCGAGGCAAUUGACGGCGUGACGGAAAACUACACUUACAACACAACGGGACAAGGGGCAUCUAUGAGUGACGCAUCACCUGAUGGAGUUGCGGCGCAGCUUGCACUGCUCACGAAAGAGACACUGCGUCUAAACGCCGAAUUGAAGGAUGCACGCACGACAAACAUUAUGCUUGAGGCUCAGCUAAACGAUCAGGUCGCAAAGGCGCAGAAUCAGCUGCUGCAGCAAGGUUCCACUCCCAGUACCCAGCAGGUGCCACAGCGGGAGCACCCAGGUGAGGCUUCUGUUGUUGGAGUCAUUACUGACCAGAAUGCCAUUAUCGAGAGCUUGCGGCAGCGAGAGUUUUCUCUCACCCGUGAGAUGCAGCGGUAUAGGAAUGAGCGAGACUUGAUGGAGCGGCAGCUGCACGAGGUCCGUCAGCUUGUUGUGGAGCAGGGUGGGGUACUGAAAAGCGUCGCUACUGUGGGAAUGGCGGAUCCGUCGGUGGAACAAGAAUUACGGGCUCAGCUGACCUUUGUGGAGAGCCAGCUCUCGGAGACGCGGGCGCAGCUGGAGCAGGAGCGGCAAAGUGCACGCCAGUUACAGGCAGAUACGAGCCAAUGGCGAUCGCAUCUUGACGUUUUACGUGAGGAGGUUGUGCGGCAGCAGGCUGACGUUGAGCGGGCUCGGCACCUUGUCACCAUGAACGAGGGCCUUAACGCAGACAUGCGUCGGAUGGAGGAGCAGAACGAGAAGCUCAUCCUGGCAACCAAAAUGCUGAAGGAAAAGCUGAUUGAACAGGCACAGCAACACGGGGACGACUCCCGCAGACAGCAACACGAACUUGCGUUGGCGCAGCGGAUGGGCUCGAUUCAGUUGGAAUCCACGGAACAGCUGAAGGCUGUGAACGAACGGUUGCACGCGAUGCAACGGGAGCUUGAGGAUAAGGUCCAUCGGGAGGAGGAGGCUCUCAGAAAACAUGAGGAGGCGCAGCGGAUGGCCUAUGACCUGCACCAACAGCUGCAGGAGCGGGAACACGAGAUUUUGCGUCUCAAGCGCGAGUUGGCUGCUCGUCCUGCGUCGCCGCCGGCAGUGCGGGGUGGCCGUGAAAAAGGAACUCAAGUCCUGCAGACUGUGCAAGAGGGGAAACAGGUGCUUCCUGAGAAGGCGGUAGCGGUAGUGACUCCUCCGCAACCCGAAAUUGCAGAGAAGCAAGACAAGGAAAAACCGCAGACGCGGCCAACGUCACGUUCCCCCUCCGCCCCUACACGUGGAUUGCUUGUGGACGUUGACGCGAAUGUUCUUGCCAAACCUCAGAUAGCAGCAAUACUGCGGCGAGAGAUCGAGAAGGCACAGCGAGACAACAUGCACGACAUCUCCUCGUUGCGGGCGGAUGUGCGCCGCUUAGAAAGCGAUUUGGAGGAGGCUCGCCAACAGCUGCGUGGCGAGCGCGAUAAGAGUCGCUCUCUGCGUGUCAUGGUUCAAAAUGUCCGACGUGGACUGGAGGAAAAGGAGCUUGCCAUGGCACGAGAAUCCGUGAGUCAACAGAAACGCGCCAAGGAGCGUCAGCAGGUUGAAGGCAUAUCCGGAAUAGGUUCAGGUGAAAUCCCUCUCACAGAUCCUACCGCGGUCGCUGUCCCAAUGCCAACCACAGCCGCUAUAGGUGAGCAGGGUGAGCUGCAGCGUCAACGGGAAACGAAUGAGCAACUCAGACGUCAGGUUGAGCGACUAAAGAAGCGCGUGGUAUCGUUUGACAGUGUUGCCAACGAGGCAGAGGUGUACAAGAAGGAGCUGGCAGAGCUGCGUUCCCAGCAGCUGGUGUCGGUGGAUGCGGUUAAUAUGGCCUCCCCACUCGAUAUACUUUCCCACAAGCGGAUCGUUCUCCAUUUAGAGAGCGUUAUUGACUCCCUUCGACACGAGCUAAGCGUCAACAAGGAGACGCAGCUGCGCAACCUGCAGCGCCGCGCCGAUGAGUUGACGGCGGAGAACCAGCGCUUGACAGCAGAGUUGGGUGGUCGCCGUCAGGUCACACCCACGCUGCAACCCUCGACGACAACGACGUUUGGGGCGGAGAAUGUAAAUGAUCGUGCAACACUGGAACGGGAGUUACUGGAAAAGAACGGCAUCAUUCUGGACCUUCGUUUCGAGCGUGAGGCACUGCAACUGAAGGUUGGGCGUCUGGAGCGUCACAUCGAGGACAUCCUUCGGGUGAACUCGGCCAACAGGAAACGCACGGAAACCUUUCAGCAGCGGAGCCGCGUGGAGGCGUUGGAGUCUGUCGUGGAGAACCUAAAGCUUGUGGUGGGACGUCUUCAGAAGGAGAACGAUGUGUUGAAGACAAAGACAGUGAGUAUGUCAAAGCACAUGGAUCUUGUGCGGGAGCUGCGGGGGCUGCGGCUGAGUGAGCAGAAGCUUCGCGAGCAUUCUGAAAUGCUGGCAAAACGUCUAUUGGAUACCGCGCCUAGUGGAAGCGCCAUGUCGCGGCAACAUGCAACGCUUCAGCGGAGGCUGCAGACAGCCCAGGCCACCAUGGAGCAGUAUGAGGCGGAAAUGCUUGAACUCAGACAAAAGCUUAAUGAACGUCAAGGUGUGGUGCAAAAUGAGGAGACUAUGCUAUCGGGGCAGAUGGACCAGGAGACGACGCCAGAAUGGGAAGAUCGUCGCAUGGUCCAGCCAGUACAGACAUGGUCUUCGGGCCUGCCCCCACCUUCACCCAACCCGCCAGUGACUUUCAAUGCGGGACUUUCUUCCAGUCAUCGCGCAUCUCCCCCAUGCAUAAGAUGA
Molecule: messenger RNA, 7590 nt
Organism: Trypanosoma rangeli
Lineage: Eukaryota; Euglenozoa; Kinetoplastea; Trypanosomatida; Trypanosomatidae
Product: kinesin K39
Exons: 1
Coding region: 1-7590 (2529 amino acids)
Source: RefSeq, a predicted model, not a curated record